Messenger RNA from Stegastes partitus (bicolor damselfish), 2247 nucleotides. It is a transcript of the gene sap30l, whose product is annotated as sap30-like. Gene Ontology annotation, cellular component: histone deacetylase complex. The transcript is spliced from 4 exons. The record is from RefSeq and is a predicted model, not a curated record. Bases 507 to 1043 code for a protein of 178 amino acids. Gene Ontology annotation, molecular function: protein binding; transcription coregulator activity. Lineage: Eukaryota; Metazoa; Chordata; Actinopteri; Pomacentridae. Gene Ontology annotation, biological process: regulation of DNA-templated transcription.
CCGCGGUUAUUGAGCUGCAGACUGUUAAAUACGUGAUUUCUUCAAACUUGUUUCACGUUUUGCAGCCGGUUGUCGCCUCUUUUAGCUCGGAAUCAUAUGAAGUUGUUACAGAAAAGUUGCGGGCGCUUACAGGGACGAACCGCGGCGGCUCUCAACCGAAGGAAUUUCUUCAUUAGCGGCAACUCAUCCACCUUGCUGUCCCGCUAGCACUGGAGCUAAUCGGCGUUAGCCGCAGCUGUUCCGUGGCUUGAAUCCGACGGAGAUCUGCGGGAAUUAUGUCUUCAUCUUCGGGGAAUCGUGUUUCGAAAUAAGUCGGGAUCAGACAACGGGGACUGCUAGCUCGCUAACUAGCUACGUAGCCGACUUGGCUAGCUUGCUAACUGGAUUGUCUUUCACAAAAGGGCACCGCGUGAACAAGAGAGUCGGUAGCACGUUUAACGCGGUGCUUUUUACUGUUUUUUUUAUUGUUUGGACUGUCGCUUAAAAGAUCCUUCCAGCUAUCCAGGAUGAACGGGUUUAGCACGGAGGAGGACAGCCACGACGGACCGCCCGCUCCGCCGUUUUACGGACAGAGCUGCUGCCUGAUCGAGGACGGGGAGCGCUGCGGCCGGUCAGCUGGAAACGCAUCCUUCAGCAAGAGGAUCCAGAAGAGCAUAUCGCAGAAGAAACUCAAGCUGGACAUCGACAAGAGCGUGCGACAUCUCUACAUCUGCGACUUCCACAAGAAUUUCAUCCAGAGUGUCCGCAACAAGAGGAAGAGGAAGACCAGCGACGACGGAGGCGAGUCUCCAGACCACGAUGUGGAGGUGCCGGAGGUGGACCUUUUCCAGCUGCAGGUGAACACAUUGAGGCGCUACAAGAGACACUACAAGCUGCAGACCCGACCCGGCCUCAACAAGGCCCAGCUGGCAGAGACGGUGAGUCGCCACUUCAGGAAUAUUCCGGUGAACGAGAAGGAGACGCUCACCUACUUUAUUUACAUGGUGAAGAGCAGCAAGAGCCGCUUGGACCAGAAAGGCGACGGCGGGAAACCGCUGGACUAAAAAAAACCUCCUCCGACGGCGGCAGAAAGCAAAACAAAACAAAAAAAAAACCAGACGUCACCGGUGAGCAGCAGCAACCAAAACCACCGCGACGCGAACUCCUGCUGUCCCCGAGGAUGUUUAAACCGGAAGCCGGGCGAGACGUCGGCCUCGUUUUUUCGGACCAGUUUUGCUGUUUCUGUCUUUCUGUCCCGACGAACAACGUCUCCGCACGAUAUCGAGCUGCCUUAAAGAAACAAACAACAAAACAAACCUGGAUUCCUUUGAGUCGACUGUUACCACCGCGACGGACGCUGGUGCCAAACAGGAAGGUGUUUCGGAGCAGCUGUUUUGCUUUUUCUUCUUCUUGUCUAUGAAAUAAACGGGGGCUCAGGUUCAGUCGAUGAAAACUGCAAAUUCAAUCUUUAAUAAUGUCGCAGCUGAACCGAGUUCCAACCUCGAGGACGUUUGAAGGCUUCAGCCGCGACUCUCCUGCUUGUUAGUUUUUUUUUUGUUUUUUUUUUAAGUACGAACACUUCCUGGUUUGUUUCUCAGUGCGUAGCCGGUGUCGGUAGCUUCUUUCUCUGUAACCCACGUUUUAGUUCAGCCUUAAUUCUGCAAAGUGUGUAAAGUUUGAUUUUCUCCAUCUUUUCAUUCUUAUUUGUUAUCGUGUCCACAUGAAGUGAAAGCUGUUCGCCAGAGGAAUCGUCUUUUUUUAAUAUUUAAGAGUCGCAGCGACAAAACGACUAUUCCUGGUUUAAACGUGGCCGUCGGCUGCUUCCUACAAAUCACAAUUUUAAUCGAAGCUGGUUGGUGACAUUUUUAAUUUUUUUGUCUUUUACAUGCAUUUAGAUGAAACUUUGCUUCAUGGGUUUUUUUCCCAAAACAUCUGAAUUAAUUUGGCACCAAAACCACAACAGUUAGGUGUUUUUUUUUUAGAUUGGGUAUUUUGUUGGUAAAAAGCUGCAGCUUGUGAUGGAAAAUGACAACAUCCAAUCAAACUGUGCCGAGCAGCUUUCUAGAACUUCUAAUGCACUGCUGAGGCCUCCAGGCGACGGGCCGCCGCCACGCCGUCCGAUGGGCGGCCCAGUGUUUGUACUCACGGUUUGGGUUUUCUGUUGGGAUUUUAAAGUACUUAAGUUCGUCCACCACACUGACUUCACCUGGUUCUUUUUUUUUUUUUUAGUGUCUGUUUUCAGUUUUGCUCGUAGGUUUUAGCGUCAUG